AUGCCUCGACGAGUGCUCAUUGGAUUUGGGGUCGAUGUCGACGCCGUCUCUGGUUGGCUGGGGUCCUAUGGGGGCGAAGACUCGCCCUUGGACAUAUCGAGAGGAAUGUACUCAGGCGAAGUGGGCGUACCCCGCCUGCUCAAGCUGUUCAAGAAAUAUAAUAUCAAGACGACGUGGUUCAUACCAGGUCACAGCCUUGAGACGUUCCCGGAGCAGAUGGCCGCCGUGAGGGACGCUGGCCACGAGAUCGGACUGCACGGCUACUCGCACGAAAAUCCCGUCGCAAUGACGCUCGAGCAGCAGAAGGAUAUUUUGGACCACACGUACAAGCUCCUCACCGAUUUCAACCACGGCGUCCCGCCGAAGGGCAGCGUCGCCCCGUGGUGGGAGACAAGCAGUGAGGGCACAGACCUCUUGUUGGAUAAAGGCAUUGAAUAUGAUCACUCGAACAUGGCCCACGAUUCCCAGGCGUCCUAUCUGCGUGAUCAAGAUCGCUGGACCAAGAUUGACUACAAGGCUCGAGCCGAAACGUGGAUGAAACCGCUCAUACGGGGGAAGCAGACGGGAUUGGUGGAGAUACCGGCGAACUGGUACCUCGACGACCUGCCUCCUAUGAUGUUCAUCAAGUCAAGCCCAAAUUCACACGGCUGGGUGAAUUCGCGAGAUGUCGAGCAGCUUUGGAAGGACAUGUUCUCCUACCUGUACAGGGAAGAGGAAAACUUCGUUUUUCCGAUCACCAUUCAUCCUGAUGUUAGCGGUCGCCCCCAUGUCCUAUUGAUGCUGGAACGCUUCAUCGAGUGGGUGAACACGCACGCCGACGUGCAUUGGGUGCGCAUGAUCGACAUGGCGAACGAGUUUCGCGCGAAUAACGCUCCGCCUGCGGGCGCCCGCAUGCCUGCUGGAUUUCAGAACUUGCAGUGA
Messenger RNA from Sparassis crispa, 921 nucleotides. RefSeq names its product glycoside hydrolase/deacetylase. The transcript is spliced from 13 exons. Gene Ontology annotation, biological process: carbohydrate metabolic process. The coding region runs from base 1 to 921 and encodes 306 amino acids. Gene Ontology annotation, molecular function: hydrolase activity, acting on carbon-nitrogen (but not peptide) bonds. Lineage: Eukaryota; Fungi; Basidiomycota; Agaricomycetes; Polyporales; Sparassidaceae. The record is from RefSeq and is a predicted model, not a curated record.